AUGUCGGUGGCCAAGUUCAUUCUCGAUACGUCUCAGGGGCUUAUUGACAAGCUCCCUGACCAAUUGCAGCGCAUUAUUCUUCUCCCGUCUAUACGGAAAGGACUCGCGGUUCUUGCGGCACUGCAGUUUCUUAGGAGUUUCAAUAGUUACCUUUCCCGAGGAGCACAAAACAAUUGGGUGCGGCUCGCGCCGUGGGAUCCUUCUAAAGAACUAGUGGUUCUUACAGGCGGUUGUAGUGGAAUUGGGAAGCAAAUCUUGGCAGAUUUGACGAAUUUGAAGGUUAAAGUGAUCAUCCUAGAUGUUAAAGAGCCAACAUUUGCACUACCCGCCAACGCAACCUUUUACCAGGCAGACAUCACGUCUUCCUCGAUCCUGAAAGAGGUAGCUGGUAAAAUCCGAAAAGAACAUGGCAACCCCACAAUUCUCAUCAACAACGCUGGCGUCGCAGAUGGGGGCACCAUUCUUGAAAAGUCGGAAGAAUCGAUACGUUUGACUAUGGAUGUUAACCUGCUUUCACAUUUCUGGACGGUUAGAGAGUUUUUGCCCAGUAUGAUCCAGAAGGACCACGGGCAUAUAAUCACCAUCGCAAGCGCGACGAGCUUCAUUACAAUUGGUCAGAUUGCAGACUACACGUGUUCAAAAGCCGCUGCUGUUGCUUUCCACGAGGGCUUGACGCAGGAAUUGAAAUAUUGGUAUAAAUCAAAGAAAAUCAGAACAAGUAUUGUCCAUCCCUUUUGGGUUCGUACUCCUAUGAUUGAUGAUAUGAUCAAGGCAGGGCACAAGUUCGGUGAGCCAAUCAUGAGUACAGAGGAGGUGUCUUCUGCUAUUGUUAAGCAGAUUACGUCUCAAAAUGGAGGCCAGCUUAUUGUGCCUAACUCUCACGCACAUAUAACACUACUGCGUGCUUUGCCCUGUUGGAUUCAGGAGAGGGUGAGAGACGGGGCCUCAAAGAAUUUUGUGAGGCUUCGUGAGCUUCAGGACCAAAUGAAGACCGAAAACCGCCUAUAA
This is a messenger RNA of Penicillium cosmopolitanum, 1008 nucleotides long. Its product is annotated as SDR family oxidoreductase. Gene Ontology annotation, molecular function: oxidoreductase activity, acting on the CH-OH group of donors, NAD or NADP as acceptor. The transcript has 3 exons. The record is from RefSeq and is a predicted model, not a curated record. The coding region runs from base 1 to 1008 and encodes 335 amino acids. NCBI's taxonomy places the organism in Eukaryota, Fungi, Ascomycota, Eurotiomycetes, Eurotiales, Aspergillaceae.